CCCACAUGACAUAUCCCGUCACACGUCGCAAGCUCGCGUCCUCGCUCAACUCGUCUCUCCCUUGCCAUUUGAAUCCACCUCUCCUCACUAUUUGAAUCUUACUGUCUUCUCCAACUGUGCGUGUGCCCCCAUCGGACUUCCUGUGAGGUUUUCUGUGGGUGAAUCGCCCGAUGGUGAGUCGCCAUCGGGCGCGGAUGAUGGACCAGGAUGUCCACCCUUCUGGCUGACAGCGAGGCUCUCGUACGGCUCCAGGGGGACAUUGAUGUCUCCGUAUGGUUUUGCACGACUCCCACCGAGAGACGCAUCGAUGUCCGCAAACUGGUCCCUUCUGCGGUCUGGAAUCCGUGUGCCGCUGCCGUAGCCCGGCCUUCGCUGCCGCUGCAGCUGGGCGCGCAUGCUCGAGGGACUGAUGGAUGAACAUGUAACAGAGGAGACAGGCGCAAGUACAGCAGAGGCUGGAUCCAUCUAGUGUAUACCUGAGAGCGAAUGACAUGCCCACAACGUUGGUCCAGAAUCGUUCUCGCAUGAAGAUGUCCGCUGACGCUGCAGACAUAUGGUAGACACACACCGCACACCAUACACAGGGAGAGCUUGUGCCCUGGUGAGGCUGGAGAGGUGUUCGCUCAUGCAUCCAUUCAUUCGUACAUGCUCCCGGGAUAAAGACCUCUUUUACCACGUCUAGCCACUUGCGUAUCUGCAUUUGAUCCUCCUUGGUGGCCUCGUCUUUCUCCACCUUGUCAGGGAAGGCUCCCCAUUCUCGGUACCGACUCAACA
Vitrella brassicaformis is the source of this 774-nucleotide messenger RNA. Lineage: Eukaryota; Vitrellaceae. The record is from the annotation of a GenBank genome assembly.